Molecule: messenger RNA, 834 nt
Organism: Cornus florida
Lineage: Eukaryota; Viridiplantae; Streptophyta; Magnoliopsida; Cornales; Cornaceae
Exons: 2
Coding region: 1-834 (277 amino acids)
Molecular function (GO): zinc ion binding; nucleic acid binding
Source: RefSeq, a predicted model, not a curated record
AUGUCAAAUUUGACAAAGCUGGAAUUCGUGGCCCUAGAUAUUUCUGGCAAAAAUUAUUUAUCUUGGAUUCUGGAUGCUCAGAUCCAUUUGGAUGCCAUGGGCCUUGGAGACACAAUUAAAGAAGACAAUGAGGCAUCAUUGCAAGAUAAAGCAAAUGCCAUGAUUUUCCUUCGGCGCCAUAUUAGUGAGGAACUGAAAACUGAAUACCUCACUGAAAGAGAUCCACUUUGUUUCUCUACAUUGAAAUUAUGUGGUGAUACUGUUACUGAUGAACUUUUGUUAGAAAAAACAUUCACCACAUUUCACGCUUCGAAUGUACUCUUGCAACAACAAUAUCGAGAGCGUAGAUUUAAAAAAUAUUCAGAGCUUAUAUCAUGUUUGCUUGUGGCAGAGCAAAAUAAUGAACUUUUAUUGAGAAACCACCAGUCCCGUCCAACUGGAUCGACACCUAUCCCUGAAACAUAUGUUGCCUCAUCCCGCGGACAUGGACGUGGUCGUGGUGGUAGAAAUGAAUAUGGUCGUGGCAAAAAUAACUACCACAAUAAUGAAUAUGGUCGUGGUAGAAAUCAUUCUUAUUAUCGUGAAGGAUAUCAAUCCUCACAUUUUCGCAAUCAGAGAUCCACAUCAUAUCCUCAAAGGAGAGAUCAUCAUGAAAUGAAACAGGGAAAAGGGAAGAAUGUGGCUCAACCUUCCAAGGCACACGAUAAUACUUGUUAUCGGUGUGGCAUGACAGGGCAUUGGCAAAAUAUUUGUCUUACACCUAAGCAUCUGGCUGAACUUUACCAAGCCUCAAUGAAAGAAAAAGGGAAAACAAAAGUAAAUGAAUUUCCUUGA